AUGAUUAUGACAAAUGUAACCACAAUGAGUGGAUUCCUCCUCAAGGGUUUUUCUGAUGAUCAUGAGCUGCAGAUCUUACACGCUUUGUUUUUCUUGGUGAUAUACCUACUGGCUUUGGCAGGUAACAUUAUUAUUAUCACCAUCACAACCCUAGACCAGGGUCUCCAAUCCCCAAUGUACUACUUCUUGAAGCACCUGUCUCUCCUGGACCUCACCUUCAUUUCUGUCACGGUCCCGCAGUCCAUUGACAACUCACUGGCAGACAAUGGCUAUAUUUCCUAUGGUCAGUGUGUUCUUCAGGUUUUCUUCUUCACAUCUUUGGGCUGGGCAGAGAUGGCAAUUCUCACUGUGAUGUCCUAUGACCGUUAUGCAUCUAUUUGCCUGCCACUGAACUAUGAGGUCAUCAUGGAUCCUAGAAACUGUAAGUGGUUUGUGAUAGCUGUAUGGCUAAGUGGAGGCAUAUCUGGAAUUUUGUACACAGCAGCCACAUUUUCUAUUACAUUCUGUAGAGCCAAAAUAAUUCAUCAUUUCUUCUGUGAUGUCCCUCAGUUGUCAAAGCUAUCCUGCUCUACCAACAACAUGGGGGUUAUUGGAGUGUCUCUUUUUGUGUCUGUGAUUGCAUUUAUCUGCUUCAUCUUUAUUAUCUUCUCCUAUAUCCACAUCUUCUCCACAGUCUUAAGAAUACACUCAGCUGAGGGCCAAUCGAAAGUCUACUCUACUUGCCUGCCGCACCUCUUUGUUGUCUCAUUUUUCCUCUGCACAGGAGUCUUUGCAUAUCUAAAACCAACUUCAGAUUCUCCAACUACUUCUGACCUUGUGACAUCUAUCUUUUAUACAGUAAUACCUCCAGCACUCAACCCUAUUAUCUACAGUCUGAGGAAUGAGACUAUGAAGGCAGCUUUAAGAAAGUUACUGUUGGGUGAAAAGCUUACAAGGGAAAAAACAUGUUUUUUACAUUGUAGAUGGAUGUCCAAUACAACGCACAAAGAAUUAUUUGAAUAA
Molecule: messenger RNA, 1002 nt
Organism: Lepus europaeus (European hare)
Lineage: Eukaryota; Metazoa; Chordata; Mammalia; Lagomorpha; Leporidae
Product: olfactory receptor 14J1-like
Exons: 1
Coding region: 1-1002 (333 amino acids)
Biological process (GO): G protein-coupled receptor signaling pathway
Cellular component (GO): membrane
Molecular function (GO): G protein-coupled receptor activity; odorant binding; olfactory receptor activity
Source: RefSeq, a predicted model, not a curated record